Messenger RNA from Mercenaria mercenaria, 2319 nucleotides. RefSeq lists its product as uncharacterized. The record is from RefSeq and is a predicted model, not a curated record. The annotation marks the transcript as partial. Lineage: Eukaryota; Metazoa; Mollusca; Bivalvia; Venerida; Veneridae. The transcript has 10 exons.
CAGCGCUUGGAUACCCCCAUUCAAUGCAUUAUCCUAGUGUAUUUAGGUAAGCAUGGCGGAAAAUAGUCCUGGAUAACUUUACAUAAAAGAGGACCUCACAAAAUAAGCAGUAUGUCUGACAACCCAGAAGAAUCAGCUUACUUCCUUCGACUUAUGUCUAUGUAUAUGGACCUUUGUACAGAGAGUGUAAGGAAUGUGUUUAAUUUCCAUUCACCGGAUAAUAAUGGUGAAAAGUUUCUUUUAUUACAUGUAAAUCAAGCCAAACUGAUUGAAUUAAAAAGAGAAAAGGUUCUGAAUCAACAGGAGUCUGAGCUCGUGAUUACACAAUGGCCGAAUCUCAAACGUAUGGAUAUAUCAUUACUUAUUACUCUCUCAAUUAAUCUGUUCACAACUGUGCAAUUAUCACCUCCGAUAAAAGGAUGGAACAGGCCACCAAAAGGUACAGACAUAUCCAUUGCAGCUGAUUUGUUACGCUUAAAGAAGAUCAGAAACACCAUUGUCGGUCAUUAUCCCUGUGCCCGGUUAGCGCAGUGGAGAUUUGAAGAGGAAUGGGAGACUAUUAAGAUCAUAUUGCUAAGGAUAGAAAAGCACAUAUCGCCUGGAAAUGAGGAACAUCUACAGAUCAAAAUUGAUCAAUACUUAAUACAAGAGUUGCAGCCAGGUAUUAAGGGCGAGCAUGAUCCGAAAUUAAGAGAAUGGUAUCAAGAGGUAUUCAAAGCUCAGGAACAGGUAGACAAAUAUCUCGAGAAGCUGGAAGGAUUCAGCGUUUACUUAAAAUCUAAAUCAAAUCGAUACGAACGGUACAUAAAGCUUUUGGUCAAAGGCGGGCAGUUUGUAUUGUCUGCUUUACUUAAAGCAAAAUGUCAACCAAGAGAUUUGAGAAGCAUACUAGAUGAAAAAGAACACUUACUCAAAGAAAAGAUCACUGAUCCUAAACAUCUAGAAGUAAUUUAUUCAUCUGACUCGGAUCGUUUGUCGAACGCGUUGGAUUUGUCAAAAUGGGACAUUUCGUUACUGGCAGGUGUGUUACUCUACGCUUUUGAGUGCAGUGAUGAUAUGAAGAAGGCAAUAGGCAAUAUCUAUAACGCACGAAGGAACUACGCAGAAACAGCUGUUAUAGCAUUAGACCCUGACUCUUUCGUAGAACACGUAUCCGAUCUGAAAACAAGCAUUAUUGUUGCUUCGAAUUACCUGAAUGCAGAAGAGAAAACUCAAAUUGAGGAAAUUUUAGAAGAAUGUAAAAAGACAUCAAUGGAAGAUGGUUCAUUCAAGAUAUACAUGAAUGAACUUAAAUCACAGGGCUUGCAGAUGAAAACCUUUUCGGACAUCCAUAAAGAAACGGUUAAGAAAACCAAAACAUAUCUACAAGAAAUGAUUACAAGCGGCAUAAGCUUCAACAACAGUCGUGUGCUUGAACUGAAAAUGAUAACUGUCGGAUCAGGCGAAGAAAAAAAGGAAAUUGCCGAAAAUAUUCUUUUCGAAGUAUGGCAGACAGCACUGGAUAUUACGGAAGACAAGAACGAUUUUCAAGAAAUCAAGAAAGAAGUGAUCAAGAUUUUGGAAGAAAUAAAGAAAAAGAAGAGUGUGCACAAUGUCGACGUUAAACAGGAAUGUAUCCUUCUACAGAUGUCAUGUAGACAGCCAUGUGACAUUUUAGCCCUUAUUGAGUAUUUUGACAGUGUCUUGUUCCGCAAAUAUUUGGAUGAUAUAUGUAAAGAGGUUGGAUAUUAUUGCGAUACAAUUGUUGCAAUUUGUGCACAUGUGACAAUUGAAUCUCUCGAUAGCAUACUAAAUACACCAAUUCGUCAAGAGAAACAGGAAACUGGCGUAAGAGUUCCGAUUACUGUUUCCUCCCCAGCUGCUAUGGUGGAAUUGAGGAAGUUUUUUCGCAGUGGGAAAUUUAUAAACGGCACAAAUGCUAUAGCAGAGGAAUUGUCGAAACAUACCAAUUCUGAAGUUGAACUGAAAAGUUUCAUAGAUAUGAAAGAACUUAACGAUGUCUUUGAUGGAGAUACAGACGACGAAAGUAGUGAUUCAAGCUCUACUACAGACACCAUCCAACCGAUGAAAACUGGAUCUUAUUGGCCAGAUUUGUUGGAAGAUCCAUUUGAUUAUUUAUCACCGUAUGACAAAAGGAUGACAGUAAUGGUGGAUGAAGUUAGAUCGUCCUCACCAGCAGAGUCUGAAAAGACGAAAGACGACGGAAGUGGUGAUUCAAGCUCUACUACAGACACCAACCGACCGAUGAAAACUGGAUCCGAUUGGCCAGAUUUGUUGGAAGAUCCAGUUGAUUAUUUAUCACUGUACGAAAAAAGGAUG